AUGCGAACGGUGGGUCGCAUUCUCUCUCGCCUUCGGCAAGGCCGGCCCCAGUAUUCCCCAUUCAGCUGCUCCAUUUCUGAAAUCCAUUUCACAGACUCCUCGCGCGAGCCGGAGAACCACAAAUUGCAGGAUUACAAGCUUGUCCAUCAGAGCCAGCGAGCAGUUACAACAGCAUUGUGGUGCAACUUCCUUGUUUUUUCUCUUAAAUUUGGGGUGUGGUUAUCGACCUCAAGCCAUGUAAUGCUGGCUGAAGUUGUGCAUUCAGUGGCAGAUUUUGCAAAUCAGGCUCUACUUGCAUAUGGUUUAAGUAGCUCACGCCGUGCCCCAGAUGCUCUUCAUCCAUAUGGUUAUUCCAAGGAGAGAUUUGUCUGGUCUUUGAUUUCUGCUGUUGGUAUAUUUUGUCUUGGUUCUGGUGCUACUGUUGUCAACGGUGUUCAAAAUCUGUGGACUGCUCAGCCCCCUGAAUAUAGAGUAUGCUGCUCUGGUGCUUCCCUUGUUGUUGCUAUCCAUGCUGUCAGAAAAGGCGCUGCUGCUGAAGGAAUGAAAGUGAGCGAUUAUGUGUGGCGUGGUCAUGACCCGACAUCUGUUGCUGUCAUGACUGAGGACGGUGCUGCUGUAACUGGCCUUGCCAUUGCUGGCGCAUCAUUGGUGGCUGUAAAUGCCACAGGAAAUGCAAUUUAUGAUCCUAUUGGUUCGAUUAUUGUUGGAAACCUUUUGGGAAUGGUAGCAAUAUUUUUGAUUCAGAGGAAUCGUCAUGCUUUGAUUGGUAGGGCAAUUGACAAUCAUGAUAUGGAAAGAGUUCUCCGAUUUCUGAAAAACGAUCCAGUUGUGGAUGCUGUAUAUGAUUGCAAAAGCGAGGUGAUUGGACCAGGAUUUUUUAGAUUCAAGGGUGAAAUAGACUUCAAUGGUGUAGUAUUGGUGCAAAACUAUCUAAAGAGAACCGGACGCGAGGAGUGGGCUAAACAGUUUCGGGAGGCUGCCAAAGCCAAGGACGAUACUGCAUUGCUCAAGAUCAUGUCAAACUAUGGCGAAGAGGUUGUCACGGCUCUUGGGAGUGAAGUCGAUCGGCUUGAAAAAGAGAUUCAAGAAAUUGUCCCGGGUAUUAGGCACUUGGUUAUCGAAGCCCACAAUCCUGUAGUCCCAUCAGCGUAAAUCAUUACAAGUAUCGAUUUCUAUUAUUUUCAAUUCCAAGAAUGUAGUCUCGUGGAAUUCCUUUACUUGGGGUAAGCCGGAUUUGAAUUCCGAUCGACAUAAUGUGAAUAGUGAGGCGGGUUUCGUGUUCGUCGGAAUGUAAUGGAC
Striga asiatica is the source of this 1299-nucleotide messenger RNA. Lineage: Eukaryota; Viridiplantae; Streptophyta; Magnoliopsida; Lamiales; Orobanchaceae. The record is from the annotation of a GenBank genome assembly.